This is a messenger RNA of Orbicella faveolata, 789 nucleotides long. RefSeq lists its product as uncharacterized. Lineage: Eukaryota; Metazoa; Cnidaria; Anthozoa; Scleractinia; Merulinidae. The record is from RefSeq and is a predicted model, not a curated record.
AUGCUUAGAGAGAUUUACGGACAGGGGAUUCCUGAUGCAACAGCGAUUUACUAUUACCGCUGGUCACGGGACCCGUUUACCCAAGGUUCAUAUUCAGAACCUGUUGUGGGCUUUACUUCCGAGGAUUUUAACAAGCUUGGACAGAUCCUGGGGCGACUCUACUUUGCUGGCGAAGCGACGAGCGAGGAUUGGUAUGGUUUCAUACAAGGAGCCUACUUUACAGGAGAAGAGAAAGGGAAACUGAUCGCGUGUCAAAUUCUCUCAAGUGACAGUGAAUGUAAAGCUCCAGAAAAGGAAAAGCCGAAAAGCAAAGCAACAGACGAAGAAGGCAAUGAUAUCACUGAUUUUUCAGUUUAUGACGAAUAUCUUGACAAAGUAGACAGACACGUUGAAGAAUACCUGGAAGCAAGGAAAGAAACAGAAUUGCCAGAUAUUCCAGCUCGUGUUGGUCUCCAGUUAAUGGGAUGCAAAACUGAAAAACAACCGAUCAGGAAAGUAGUUGAAUACUUCAACUUUGAUUUCGAGUAUGGAAAGCGCCCAGAACUGACGUCUUUCUUCCAGCUGUCUGAGGGAGGAGAUGAAUUCUUUGUCUCUGACCAGCGCGGGUUUUGGUCAAUGUUUGAAGAUAUCUAUCAACCCUUGACCGACCGAAUUUUAUUGGGCAUAACCGUGACAGAAAUCAAGUAUUCUGACACAUCAUUUGAAGUUACCACAUCCAAUGGCGACAAAGUUAUCGCAGAUUACGCUCUGUGUACAUUCAGUACUGGAGUGCGACAUAGUGACUUUUAA